Molecule: messenger RNA, 1875 nt
Organism: Penicillium waksmanii
Lineage: Eukaryota; Fungi; Ascomycota; Eurotiomycetes; Eurotiales; Aspergillaceae
Product: nucleic acid/nucleotide deaminase domain-containing protein
Exons: 2
Coding region: 1-1875 (624 amino acids)
Source: RefSeq, a predicted model, not a curated record
AUGCCUCCGAUUGAUCAAGAGUCUAACAUACUAUGUGCGGAGCUAAUCGUGCUCAACUAUCUUCUCAACGAAUUUCCAGAGACUCCAAGUCAAAACCGGACAAGUCAAUACACUCCAUCCAACAAUCAAUACAGAUUGUCAUUCUCGAUAGAGCGCGACUUGGUGGAAACACUGUCCUUCCUUUCCAAGAAUCAGGACGGCUCAGACUAUAUUCCCGCGGUCUGCGUAGAACAAGAUAAAGCCGGUGAUCAUUUAAAGGUCCUUCUCGCAAUAAACAAAUGUUCAUGGAAUGAUGGUGAUGAUAUACUUCGAUCCUUGAAAGAACGAUUUGAAGAUAUCUUCCACUUUCUUCGUGACACGGAAUACGGGCGGCGUGGCGGAUCUCAAGAAAUCAAAGCGAAGAUUUUCGAAUUAAUUAUUUCCAUGUGCUUACCCAGGAUUCUUUGUCGGUUACGCCUAGCUCCAAGCAAACGAAAAGGAAUGAGGCCGUCAAUAAAGGAACUAUUGCGGAUAGCAAUAGAUGGUGUUGGGUGUAUAAGCCCCCAAAAAAUCCAAAGGUCAAACUUGGCGGUCACCUUGUCUGAGUUUAAAUCACUUUCAAAGGAAGUCAUAUGGUUGAUCAAUAACUGGCUCAAACACCGUGUCCAAUCUCGCCUCGCCUCCAUUUUGGGAUCGAUUCGCCGUUUGAACAAGCUUCCGAACCUACCUGAUCUGUUGCAACUUAUUCCGACUGGUGCAUCUGGCGUGGUUCAGGAUUCAAAAUUUGCGAGCUGUCUUCUCAAUAUUAUCAGUAAAGUUUCCAGAUAUCGUAAGGCAGCGGGUGUAUUAUACAAGAUCGCCAAAAACCACCCAGUGGUGCAAAAUAUGAAGCUUCUGCUAGCCACUCUCCCCCAAGAGGCAUACAACAGGGUAGACAACCCCAGCUACUUUCCAAAUUUUCAGGAGAUCGGACCACUCCUCGGCCUCAUCAAUGGCCAUCUUUACGAUUCGUCUCGGAUAUCACAAUAUAUGAAGCUCUCGAAGAAUCAAAAAGAUCCCAGUGAGACUUUUUCACGAGAAAUUCAGAAGACUUUGAAAGAGUCGAAAAUUCACUCAGAGAUACAGCUUAUUGCCUAUUGCGAGAUCGAGUCAACGCCUGAAUUGUUUCCACGGGCCAUUGCAUCCAGCAAAGACGCGUGUUUUCUAUGCAAUGCUUUCAUAAAGACGCAUGGAAAGUUACACACAUCAAGAACCCAUGGAAAAUUAUACCGAAGCUGGAGAUUACCCAACCUUUUGCAGAUGAAGGAUCUACAAAAAGAAUUCAACCGAUUACUCUUGAACCAAGCUCGACAAAUUAUCGGUGCGAGGGCUGUAGGUCUUGGGCAUAUCUACCCUCAGCCCCAAUACGAAAGUACUCUUCCUCCACUUUCAGUUUCCUCAACCACAAUAAAGGAUUCAACUUCGCAUGUUUCUUCACAGAAACCAGAGCCCACGGCCACUGAAAACCCGAUCACAAGAACACGUCCCUUGCCGUUGUCAACGGACUCUUCGCAUUUGAGCCAUGGGAUAGUCCCAGGAAAAGUCUCUCCGUAUAUCCCAAGUACCAGCAAUUCAGUAGUUUUCACGUUCGGCCUACUUGAAAUCCAUAUCCAUACGGAAACAACAUCAAACCCGGCAUCAGCACCAGCUUCGCUCACUUAUAGCAUCGAAAGAAUAACCCUAGAUGGAAGGGACAGGCUACCAGAUGGAUCACUCGUAAUUGAUCCAUUAGGUCUAACAAAGGAAACCCUCUUUGAAUUGCCGAUGAAUAAUUCCCUUUAUAUCUCCUAUCAAGAUGUCACUUUAAAGCUUACAUCUUUUCCCCAUCCGUCCGCUAAUAUAACUCCUGAGAUGUGA